This is a messenger RNA of Xenia sp. Carnegie-2017, 1330 nucleotides long. Its product is annotated as type-1 angiotensin II receptor A-like. Gene Ontology annotation, molecular function: trace-amine receptor activity. Lineage: Eukaryota; Metazoa; Cnidaria; Anthozoa; Malacalcyonacea; Xeniidae. Bases 35 to 901 code for a protein of 288 amino acids. Gene Ontology annotation, cellular component: membrane. The record is from RefSeq and is a predicted model, not a curated record. Gene Ontology annotation, biological process: G protein-coupled receptor signaling pathway. The transcript has a single exon.
UGAUAAAGGAUGUCAGGCGGCAACAUACACAUCAAUGGCAGUGUCCGUGAUUGGCGUUCUUAGCAACAGUCUUCUUAUCGUUGUUAUUGUUUUGGAUCCUCUGCUUAUUAUAAGACGUGGACCAUGGAUAACCAUUUUUAAUUUAGCCAUAGCCGAUUUUAUUGCUUCUCUUUCAAAGUUCUUAAUUCUUGGUUUGGGAUUUGCCUUUAAAAUCACAGUGCCAAAUGAAAUAAUGUUUUCCUGUUUUUACUUGUGGAUGCUUGGAGCGGCAGGAUCAUUUUUUCUUUUGACAUCACUUACAUGGCAGACAUACACCACUGCCAAACAUCCUAUGCACAGUCGACAGAUAUUAUCUACUAAGAAAAUUACCAUAUUGUGCGUUACAAUAUGGUUUGUGGCUGGUUGCCUUGCUUUAGGAGAAAUUUCACAUGAAAUUUUCGAUAUUUCGUUCGAUCAGGUGAUGCAUAUCUAUAUAACCGAAUAUGCCGUCUUAGAAUUUGCUGUUUUCCUCCAAAUUAUCAUGAAGUGUUUUAUCAUAAAGGAAGUAAUGCUAAGUCGACGAAAUGCAAAUAUGAAUGGACAACAACAGAACAGUAAACACAUUGAAAUUGCAAAGACAAUCGUCAUUCUGAAUAUAGUUUUAUUUGUAACUGCCUUUCCAUAUUUUGUCGCCAAACAAGUGGAAUUCAUCGAGAGAUUAGGGAAAAUACAGAGCAGCUAUGCUAGACACUUUGCAGAGCAUUAUGAACCAGUUGCCUUGUUGAAUUUUGCUCUCAAUCCAAUCUUAUACGCACUUAGGCUUACGAAUUAUCGUAACUCUCUUAAAUCAUUGUUUAAAUGCGUUCCAAUUUCUAAAGGUAAUAUGCACACAGGUAAUUCUUGUAAGACGACAAUGUUGUAAAUAAAAUGAAUAAUUCAAUUUGAUUUGUUGAGAAUUGAAUAACAAAACUUCGAUCAUAAUAUACGGAUUAAAAUGAGGAAUUUAAUCGUAACUAGUAGAAAUAUGAGUGAAAGUUAUCUUAAAAUCUGUUCUGAUAAUAUGUACAAGAGUAUCUUAAAUACGUAAUUUUGACUUUUUGAUAAAUGUAUUAUAAGCUCUUAAUAACCGAGCGUGAGGUCUUUACGAGAACGUUCUCGAUCUGUGAAAAUAACAGAGGCCCGAGAUUUUUCAUUAAAGACUCGGAAAAAGAGACGCGAAUAAAUUUAAUUUUAUUAUGCGGCAUAACUUAAUUUGAAACAAGAUUUCCUUUCCUUUUCAUCCUUGCUUUUUUGUAUAGGGGAUGGCUUUCGCUUCUUUAGUUUUCGUCAAUAAAAAAUACAUCGUCAUAAA